AAGGAGGGGGGUGUUUGACUCCUGUCUCCCCACCCCCAGCUCGUACGAGGCGGAUUUGGGAAGAAAGAAAUCCAAACCUGCGACGCUGAGAUAACGUGAGAUCCACAUUUGGAGACGCGCGCGCGGAUUAUUAUUAAAGGAUGUUAUUUUUUUUUUCUUUUUCUUUUUCUGAAGAGAUUCUGACUCGGAGCGUCUGAUCUCCGUGAAAGGAAAGGAAUACAAACAGCACGGAGAAUAGCAGAAGUAUUUUUAACUUGCUCCCAUCGUUAACAAGUGACUCUGUGGCGCACAGGAACGUGGAAUAUAGCGGCUUUUUUUUUUUUCUCCAAACGGGGAUGGAGCGUUACUUUUUCUCUCUGAGGGAUCUGAAGUGAGCAGCCACACAGAAUACGGGCUUUAGAAACCGUUCUCUGUUAACCAACCGGGGGGUAGUGGCAGAAAUACUUUUCUCACGGAGCUGAAGCGCAAAGCAGACCUGCGUGAAGACCUUGAACUCCCCGGCACAAUCGGGGCCUCGGCUCACCAGCCAGGUCAUCGAUCGGUCCCACCCUGCCUUCCCCUGCCCCACCCUACCCUGCUGCAGCCAAGAUGGCCGACAGUGACGCUCAUCGUCUCUCCUUGCCACUCCUGCUGCAUGUGACCUCUCUGCUGCUAUCGCUGCUGCUCACCUGCUCCCAGGCCCUUUCACAACCACGGUUCACUAAAGUUCCUGUUGACCAGAUUGGCGUCUCGGGGGGCGUGGUCACCUUUGUCUGUCAGGCGAUGGGCGACCCCAAGCCGAGGGUUAGUUGGAACAAGAAAGGGAAAAAGGUGAACUCUCAGCGUAUAGAGACUAUUGAGUUUGAUGAGGGUGCCGGCGCUGUACUCAGAAUCCAGCCACUCCGUGCCCCGCGUGACGAGAACAUCUACGAAUGCGUAGCUGAGAACAGCGAGGGCGAGAUCACCGUCAACGCCAAGCUGUCCAUCAUCAGAGAGGACCUUCUCCCACCAGGCUUCCCUAACAUUGACAUGGGACCUCAGCUUAAAGUGGUGGAGCGCACUCGAACAGCCACCAUGCUUUGUGCUGCCAGUGGCAACCCUGACCCAGAAAUCACUUGGUACAAAGACUUUCUGCCCAUAGAUCCCAGUGCAAGUAAUGGACGGAUUAAACAGCUACGAUCAGGUGCCUUGCAGAUUGAGAACAGCGAGGAGACAGACCAAGGGAAGUACGAGUGCGUGGCGUCUAACGUGGAAGGCGUGCGCUACUCGUCCCCCGCUAACCUUUACGUGCGAGAGCUUCGAGAAGUUCGGCGGGUGCCUCCUCGCUUCUCCAUUCCACCAACGAGUCAAGAAAUAAUGCCAGGUGGCAGUGUGAACAUAACAUGCGUGGCAGUGGGGUCACCCAUGCCUUAUGUCAAGUGGAUGCUGAACGCCGAGGAUCUGACACCAGAGGAUGAGAUGCCAGUUGGCAGAAACGUUCUUGAACUGAAUAGCGUCCGUGAGUCAGCCAACUAUACCUGUGUGGCUAUGAGCAGCCUUGGCAUCAUUGAAGCUGUGGCACAGAUCACUGUCAAAUCUCUCCCCAAGCCUCCAGGUACCCCUGUGGUUACUGAAACUACAGCAACCAGUGUGACUAUUACCUGGGACUCAGGAAACCCAGACCCAGUAACAAAUUACAUCAUACAGUAUAGGGCCAAGUCUCCAGACAGCAAGUAUGAGACUGUGGAAGAUAUCACCACUACACGUUACAGCAUAGGUGGUCUCUAUCCAAACACAGAAUAUGAAAUCCGUGUGUCAGCCGUCAACACAAUUGGACAGGGUCCUCCCAGUGAGCCAGUUGAAACCCGUACUGGUGAGCAAGCUCCUGCAAGUCCACCAAGAAACAUUAGAGCUCAGAUUCUUCCUCAGAACACAAUGAUGGUGCAGUGGGAAGAGCCUGAGGAGCCCAAUGGGCAGAUCAAGGGCUAUCGAGUUUAUUAUACCAUGGAUGACUCGCAGCCUAUGAGUCUCUGGCAGAUCCAUAAUGUCCAGGACAGCAUCAUCACCACUAUCCGGAGCCUAGUUCCUGAAGAAACGUACACAAUCAAAGUUCUUGCGUUCACCUCUGUUGGCGAUGGACCUUUCUCAGAACCCAUUCAUGUGAAAGUACUCCAAGGAGUUCCAGGUCAACCAUCCAAAUUCAAGGUUGGUGCUGUGUCAGACACCAGCAUUGAAUUGACUUGGGAUCCUGCUUAUGAGAAAGAAGGAAUUUUACGUUACGAACUUCGCUAUUCAGAAAGCAAUUUUGGCACCCAGAUGAAAAAGACAUUCGGACCCACUAGAUCAUAUGUUGUGGAAGGCCUUCGCCCCAACACAGAAUAUCGCUUCUCUCUGGCAGCUGUUUCUAACAAAGGCAUCGGAGCGUUCACAAAUGAAAUUUCAGAGAAGACCUUGCAAGCCAAGCCCUCAUCUCCCCCUCAAGAAGUUAAGUGCAGCAGCUCCAGCUCCACCUGCCUUUUGGUAAGUUGGCAACCCCCACCUCUGAAGAGUCAGAACGGUGACCUGACAGGGUACAGGGUGCACUACCAGGCAGUGGGCUCGUCAGAAGGGACCGGUGAUGACACAGAGCCCAUGGAGGAACUAAUGGUCUCUUCAGCUGAAGAGCAGGUGCCGCUGGAACGUCUAAAGAAAUGGACUCAGUACCGCAUCACUGUGUCUGCCUCAACUGCGGUUGGGCUGGGCCCAGAGAGUGAACCCUUGAUCUGUCGAACAGAUGAAGAUGUUCCUGGAGCAUCACCGAGACGGGUUGAGGUGGAAGUCCUCAACUCCACAGCACUUAAGGUGAUGUGGCGUUCGGUGACACCAGGCAAGCAAAACGGUCAGAUCCGUGGCUACCAGGUUCACUAUGUGCACGUGGAAAAUGGCGAGUCACGGGGCCACCCCUUCAUUAAGGACUUGAUGCUGGCUGAUGCCCAGUGGGAAACGGACGAUACAGCUGAAUAUGAAAUGGUCAUUGAAGGACUCAAGCCAGACACUACUUACUCCAUCACGGUGGCAGCAUACACCACCAAGGGGGAUGGAACUCGAAGCAAGCCCAAACUGGUGGUGACCAAAGGAGCAGUGCCUGGUCCCCCUUAUCUGUCAGUGAUUCACGACUCGAAGGCAUCAGCUGUUGUUCACUGGGACCCUCCAGACCUGACCAAUGGAAUGGACCUCCAGGGAUACCGGCUACAGUUUGGUCGAAAAGAUGUCUCACCUUUGGCCACACUGGAAUUUGCUCCCCAAGAACGAAAGUAUUCUGUUGGCAACAUUCAUCUGGGUGCCACUUAUCUCUUUAAGAUCUCAGCCAAAAGCAGAGGGGGAUUUGGGGAAGAGGCUGUGGCAGAACUCGCUGUUCCAGAGAAUACCCCAGGAGGAUACCCUCAAAUUAAUGAGGACUCCAAUAUAACAUGCUGCUCAGUGCAGCUGUCAUGGUCUCCACCAGUGCUGGCAGAGAGGAAUGGGGUCAUCACAGAGUACACUUUGGCCUAUAAAGAAGCCGGCACCAGAGAAACACCACAGGAACUCCACUUACCUCCAAAUCUUUCCAGCUAUGUGCUCAACAGCCUCAAACCGAACUCUGCAUAUGAUGUGAAAAUACGUGCCCACACCAGUAUAGGUCCAGGGCCCUACAGCCCGCCUAUCCAGUAUCGGACGGUGGCCAUUGAUCCUGCAGAUGUUCCAAAGAAUUUCACUGUAAAGUGGGUCACCAAGACCACAGUAGUCCUUGCAUGGAAGUUUUCUGAAAGCAAAUCACCGUACAAAUGCACGAUUGAGUACAACAACCAGAAAAUGGAUGUGGAUGCUAGACAAUUGAAGGUGUUCAUCACAGGGCUAAGGCACAACACCACUUAUGAGUUCAGGGUGACCUGCCAAGAAAGUGUGGAUGGUAGGCCACGGCAUCGUGUGGUGACCAGGACGGCACCACUUUUCCUGGCCAAGAAACCCAAACUGGACAUUUAUGCUGAGCCUGAGAACAUACUUACUAUGUCCUUCCCACAAACCAACAACAAGGAUGUCAAAAAUUUUUAUGUAGUAGUGGUGCCUCUUAAAACAACGACAGGAACAGUUAAAAACCUGAAGAGCCCUGAUGAGAUGGACAUAGAGGAGCUUUUGCGGGAAGUGAUCCCAAAGAGACGUUCACGCCGUCAGCUGGCUCAGCUGGACCAGAGGAAUCCCUACAUAACAGCCUGCUUCAAGCAGCUGCCCCCCAGCUUCACAGUGGGGUCUGACCACCGCUUCAGCAGCUGUGAGAAUAAGGCUCUUGAACCUGGUCAGGAGUAUGUCUUCUUCCUGCUGGCUGAACUCAAUGCCACUGUGGGGAAAAUGUUUGCAACUAGCCCUUAUACCGACACAGUGAUGACUCCUGAGCUGGUUGUGGACCCUCUGCCAGUGGAAACUGGUGAUGGACUCAUAUGGGUGGUUGGCCCUGUCUUGGCUGUUGUCUUCAUCAUUGGCAUUGUCAUCUCCAUUCUCCUUUUGAAAAACAAACCAGACAGCCGCAAAAGGAAAGAGUCUGAGCCACGCACCAAAUGUCUGCUGAAUAAUGCAGAUAUUACACCCCACCACCCUACAGAUCCUGUGGAAAUGAGACGCAUCAACUUCCAAACUCCAGGUAUGAUGAAUCAUCCUCCUAUUCCUAUCUCGGAGCUGGCCGAGCACACCGAGCUUCUCAAAGCUAACGACAACCUCAAACUCUCCCAGGAAUAUGAGUCUAUUGAUCCGGGCCAGCAGUUCACCUGGGAGCACUCCAACCUGGAGGUGAACAAGCCCAAAAAUCGUUACGCCAACGUCAUCGCCUACGACCACUCCCGUGUCAUCCUGGCUCCUAUUGAUGGUAUAACAGGUAGUGACUACAUCAACGCCAACUACAUUGAUGGCUACAGGAAGCAAAAUGCCUACAUCGCCACCCAGGGUCCAUUACCAGAAACGUUUGGGGACUUCUGGAGGAUGGUGUGGGAACAGAGAACAGCAACUGUUGUCAUGAUGACCAGGCUGGAGGAGAAGUCACGGAUUAAGUGUGACCAGUACUGGCCCAGUCGUGGCACAGAAACCUACGGCAUGACGCAAGUGACCCUGCUGGACACCAUAGAGUUGGCCACUUUCUGUGUCCGCACUUUCUCCCUGCACAAGAACGGCUCGAGCGAGAAGCGGGAGGUUCGUCAGUUCCAGUUCACGGCGUGGCCUGACCACGGUGUGCCGGAGUACCCGACCCCAUUCCUAGCCUUCCUCCGGAGGGUGAAGACUUGUAACCCGCCUGAUGCCGGACCAAUCAUUGCUCAUUGCAGUGCUGGUGUUGGCCGAACAGGCUGCUUUAUAGUAAUCGACGCCAUGCUUGAGCGCAUCAAGCACGAGAAGACGGUGGACAUUUAUGGCCAUGUGACGCUGAUGCGCUCGCAGCGGAACUACAUGGUGCAGACAGAGGACCAGUACAGCUUCAUUCACGAUGCACUGCUGGAGGCGGUGGCCUGCGGGAACACUGAAGUGGCCGCCCGCAGCCUCUACUCCUACAUCCAGAAGCUGGCCCAGGUGGAGAGCGGCGAGCACGUCACUGGGAUGGAGCUAGAGUUCAAGCGUUUGGCCAACUCCAAAGCCCAUACAUCACGCUUCAUCAGUGCCAACCUUCCCUGCAACAAGUUUAAGAACCGGCUGGUCAACAUCAUGCCCUACGAGACCACACGUGUCUGCCUGCAGCCAAUCAGAGGCCUGGAAGGCUCCGAUUACAUCAAUGCCAGCUUCAUUGAUGGAUACAGGCAGCAGAAGGCUUACAUCGCCACACAAGGGCCUCUAGCAGAGACGACAGAAGACUUCUGGAGAAUGCUCUGGGAGAACAAUUCCACUAUUGUAGUCAUGUUGACCAAACUUAGAGAAAUGGGACGGGAAAAAUGUCACCAGUACUGGCCAGCAGAGCGCUCCGCCAGGUAUCAGUACUUUGUGGUGGAUCCUAUGGCUGAAUACAACAUGCCUCAGUACAUCCUCCGGGAGUUCAAGGUCACAGAUGCCAGAGAUGGCCAGUCCAGGACAGUAAGACAGUUCCAGUUCACUGACUGGCCAGAACAAGGUGUGCCCAAAUCCGGGGAGGGUUUCAUCGAUUUUAUUGGCCAGGUCCAUAAAACCAAGGAGCAGUUUGGACAGGAUGGGCCUAUCUCUGUCCACUGCAGUGCUGGAGUAGGGAGGACAGGAGUCUUCAUCACCCUCAGUAUCGUCUUGGAGAGAAUGCGCUACGAAGGUGUUGUUGAUAUCUUCCAAACAGUGAAGAUGCUCCGGACGCAAAGGCCAGCUAUGGUCCAGACUGAGGAUGAGUACCAAUUCUGCUAUCACGCAGCACUGGAGUACUUAGGAAGCUUUGAUCACUAUGCAACGUAAAAAGCCAUCUCUUCCCCCAGAAUCCUGUUGCCCCACCUUCGCCCAACUCAACAGUUUCCUGAGCCAUAGAAACUUUGAAAUCUGAAACAGCAGCUGGUAAUUCUGCCACUUCUCUAAUUCAGACGCGCCAAACAGGAUGCAGUAAAAAAAAAAAAUAAUUGUUAAAAACACCCAAAAACAAGCAGUUAAAGAUUAAUUCCAAUUGCAACAAAAAGGACAAUUUGCUCAUAACUUUAAUGAAUAAAGAUUUUCAGCAAGGAGUAACCAGAAGCUGUGGCUCAGUCUGUGGGGCGGGUCAUCGGUCCAAGUGUCAGACUGCUUACCUUACCUCAAGUGUUUUAAUGUGGAGGACGUUGUAAACAUUCGUGGACGUUUCUCUUUUCAAAAAUAUCUUUGUGAUACGGCAGUGAACAAGCAACAGGUAACGAAGGAAAAAGGAAGCAAAAAGCAAACAAAAAAAAUCAUCAAGAAGCAGAUGGAUGUAGCCAAGACUGGGAAAUAUGCUUGUUUUGGAUGUGAAGAAAAAAAAAAAAGUAUUUCUAACAACUAUUUUUUGUGAGUGUUAUUCAACAAAAUGGCCAAAUUGCAGCCACCUAUGUAAACACAACUGGCUUUGCCCCAAAUCAUCGACGGAACAAGAACGCUCACAUUUGGCAGUAAAAACAGCGACGUUCCACUUAUAUUAUGCAUAGCUCGUGCGGAAAGCUCAACAAUUACAGUAAACAUCAGUAAACUGCCUGUUAAGCCCGAAAAGUUUUAAACGGCCUUCCCAGUUGUUUUCAAAUAGAACAUAUACAACUUGUUUGUUCUAUGAACUGUGAACUUGCAUUAAAUCUGUAUUCUAGGCCAGUUAACCAGAAUAACGUUGAAAAGUAUAUUUACAGUGACGUUCAUGUUUCAGUGAACUGAUGAAUCAAGACAGAAACAUCUGUGGGAACAAAGCGUUGACUUGGUUUCUUGCUGGAUGUUGGAAGUGAGAAAUGGCAACGUUGUCCCGGGAUCUUUAUUUUAUUUUUUUUUUACAAUUCCUUCUCUUUGGAACCGCGGGGCGGCAGCAUCAACAUUCACCAUCUGGUGGGGUAAAAGGCUUUGGAACAAACGGACAAACUAAACAAGGAACGCCACGAAGUCGAGGCUUUCUUUGUGUACAGUGACCAGUGCUCAUCGUCUGUUUGGAGGACAAAACCUGUUAUUGUUCUUUCUUAUUUUCCCCAUUUCUUUUCCGUUUAAUCUUCUGUCAAAACCAAACAUGCUGCUUCUCUCGUGUAUGCUGUACAUGUGACUCUUGAAGAAGAGGAAACUGAUGGACAAAAUACAAACAAAUCCCAGCUCUGCUAACUCCUUGCUCCCAGGUGGGCAUGACAGAAAGCGCAUCCACACGACGUCAUCGUUCACCGCUGCUUCUUCUUCUUUUGAUUUCUUUUUUUUUUUGUAUUUUUUUUUAAUGAGCCUCCUCUAUAAUCAUCUGUAUCAUUGUACAAGAUGCUCGAAAGUGACAAAAGCCUUUUGCAAUUACAGAAUUGUACAUUAAUGUGGUUGAUGAAUUGGCCCCUGGUAUCGCUGUAUGUGUGUUUGAUUAACAAAGUAGACACUUUGGUGUUUGGCCUCCAUUUUCUAGAUGACGUCUCUGUGGGCGAAGCUUCCAGAGCAUGGAGCCAUUUUGGAUAUUGAUGCCAUGGUGUGUUAUCCAAGUGUGUUCGUUACUUGCACAACACGCAACACAAAGAAUCAAAUGCCCCCAAAGCAACUGCAGGUUGACACAUUCAUGCAUACGUGUUUGAUUUAAAGAAACUUUCAAACCGCCCCAAGUUUUCAUUUUGAAGACAGCGCUUUGGUAAAGUGAGGAUUCUGUGAAAGUUCAUUGUGGAUGUGCACAAAAACCAGAGCAAUGGACAUAACUGUGUGUGAUCUUAUUUCCAAAAGAGCCUUAUUGUUAUUGUAACAUGGUGAAAACAUGAAAUAAUGUUGUAUUAUGAUGACCUAUACUGCAUUACAUAGACUUUAACUUUCCGGGGUUUUUUUUUUUAGUUGGUUGUUUUUUUGUUUUUUU
Molecule: messenger RNA, 8413 nt
Organism: Nematolebias whitei (Rio pearlfish)
Lineage: Eukaryota; Metazoa; Chordata; Actinopteri; Cyprinodontiformes; Rivulidae
Gene: ptprsa
Product: protein tyrosine phosphatase receptor type Sa
Exons: 35
Coding region: 589-6363 (1924 amino acids)
Biological process (GO): protein dephosphorylation
Molecular function (GO): protein binding; protein tyrosine phosphatase activity
Source: RefSeq, a predicted model, not a curated record